Bacidia gigantensis is the source of this 5175-nucleotide messenger RNA. RefSeq lists its product as uncharacterized. The transcript has 8 exons. Gene Ontology annotation, molecular function: protein binding. The coding region runs from base 1 to 5175 and encodes 1724 amino acids. Gene Ontology annotation, cellular component: ciliary inversin compartment. NCBI's taxonomy places the organism in Eukaryota, Fungi, Ascomycota, Lecanoromycetes, Lecanorales, Ramalinaceae. The record is from RefSeq and is a predicted model, not a curated record. Gene Ontology annotation, biological process: protein localization to ciliary inversin compartment.
AUGGGCAGGCGGCAGCGAUUGUUGGAACUCCUCGGUUCCAGAAAUCGUUCGUCCGAGCACCUUGCCACUUCAGCAAAAAGGCUUGAGCCGAACCGAGCCGUUGUAGUCCAAAAUGAAAACUCAGAUUCUUCCUACGAGUUCAGUGACCAGAAUUGUGGCCUGUGGGGCGAAGUUUUUCGGUAUCUUGCGGGAUCCCUUGAGCCACCGGAUCUGAGAGCUAUUGCCAAGGAGCUUCAACAAGAAAGCAAGGUAGCUUCUCGUGCAUAUUCACAAAGAGGAAAUGGCACGAAGGCAUCGGGAGAAUGGCAAAUCUGCCAGGAAAUACUCGAAAUCGCUCAGACCAGGAAAAUGGAAAUUGAGAAGAGGGAUCUCAAGUCGUCUACGCGUCGAUUCUGGCUCGCUUACAACGAGAUAAGUACCUGGGUCCAGAAGUUUGUCACCAUUGGAGACGUCUUAGCGAACAUAAAUCCUGUCCAUGUUGGAAUACCAUGGGCAGCGGUCAGGGCCACGCUCAUUGUGAGAAAGGUCCUACGCAGCUUCGUGUUGCCGGAUUUUUUUCAGAGACAAUUGAAAGAGAUCAGAGAGGCCGAGGGCGAAAUCAACAAGUAUGAGACAUUGAGCAUCAAAUCAGAUUACCUUGAAGGCAAGGACAGAGAGAAAAUCAACGACUGGAUAUCCAAGGUUGACGUGUAUUCUCACCAUCGAGCAAUAAGUGUUUUGCCUGGCACAGGGCUAUGGUUUCUUUCAAGACAAGAAUUUAGAGACUGGGAAUCAAGUGAUGAAUCCUCCUUACUAUGGUUACGGGGCAAUGCCGGUACCGGGAAGACUAGUCUUAUCUCCUGCGUUGUCGACAGAUUCCUAGCAAAGCCGAAUUUUGACGGCAAAGAGACUCUCUUGUACUUUUAUUGCUCAAGGACAUCAGGUGACCUAAGACAGCACGAUGAGAAAUCCAUCCUGCUCUCCAUUUUACGACAGCUUGCAGCACCAGUCAUUGGUCUUCCGAUCAAAAGACCAGUCGUAGCCAUUUACGAAAAGGAAAGAGCACGGGGCAGCCAGGAAGCGUGUUUCUCUAUCAGCGACAUCGUAGCAGUUAUGGAUGAUCUAAUACGGAACCAUUACGACAAUGUGACCCUAGUACUGGACGCGCUUGACGAAUGUAGUGCUGUUGAACGCUUACAUCUUCUGGAGACUCUGACAAAGUUGACGUUCAACUCGAUGACCGUGGUCAAAACUCUUGUAUCAAGUAGGAGCGAUCCUGAGAUUGAGGCUCAUUUUUCCAAAUCAUCCACUCUAUCAAUUACUGCGAGCGACAAUUCAGGCGACAUAGUCAAGUAUGUUCACGAGAAGCUGAGUGAACGACUACUAGGAGGAAGGGCUAGCCCUGCAAUACAGAAACACGUCGAAGAUACGCUCAUUGCGAAGGCUAAUGGGGUCUUUCGCUGGGCUGCCCUUCAGGUUGAGACUCUAUGCGACCCGGACCGUGUGUACAGCGAGAAGGACGUCAAAUACUUACUUCCAAUGCUUCCCCCGACACUUGAAGAUACAUAUGCUCAGGUUCUAGAGGAGAUUGGAAGCUUGCCACUACCGAGUCGGGAGGCUAUCACUCAGGUUCUGCAACUGCUCAUUUGUGCAGAGGGUUCAAUGAGUGUAAGGCAAAUUGUUGAGGGGCUGUACUUCCUGUCUUCACGGCAGGCGUCGUGGAAGCCUGAUGUGAUCCUGAAGAUGGGCCGAGGUCUGAUCAUCCGCGAACUCGAAAGGGAUCUGUUGGUGUUUUCGCAUCUCUCGGUCAGGGAAUACUUAGAGAAGAAGCCUCAAUUCAGAGGGGAGAAUGCUCACGCCGUCGCAGCUGAGGCAUGCUUAAAGACGUACUUGAUACCAAACGAACUGUCUUCUGACUCGUCCAUUGACAGGUUUCAUGCUUAUGCUUGUUCUUAUGUCGGCAGACAUUGCCAAAAAUCGGGGUCGAUGAGACAAAUGCCGCCACUCAAAGAUUUGAUGCGGGCGUUCCUCUGCGACGAUACAACCAAUGAAGCGUUCAAUAAAUGGAGACGAGAUAUUUCCAAGUUUUAUGGACCUGCAGAACUUGGUGAGAAACCGUCCACAUCAAACUUUUCAUUGUUCAUGAUCUGUCGUUAUGCUUUCAACGAAUUCAUCGAGUCAAAACUGGUCAGAGGAGGAUCGAUCUUCGACGCUAGAAAUUGGCAUGGCAAUACACCGCUCGAAGUUGCUGCAGCGAGCUCAAAUUUUGUUGCAAUGGACUUAUUGUACAAAGCAUCUCUUGCUCAGUAUCCAUCCUCCAUACGAGGUGGAAAAUGGCUUGAGUCUGCGGCAAAAAGCGACGACCUAGAUAUCUGGAACUAUGUUUGCAGUCGCGUCAGUGGUACACCAAUCGCUCUUGGGCUUCAUGCCGCAGCGCAGAACACGCAGCAUAGUUUUGAAAUGGUCAAGAGUCUCCUGGAAAAGUUCAGCCCAACGGAUGAAAACACACUGACCAAAGCCCUCGUUGUUGCUGCUUCGCUUGAGACUGUGGAUCUAAUCUUAGCGCAUUGUCCAACAAGUCUGAUGCCCCAUCAUUUGGUAGAGGCUUCGGUUCAGAAUCAAUUGCUUAAUCCACAGCUUACACAGAAAUUAUUAACCCACUUUCCAGAGUCUUCAGUUACUGAGGAUUGCUUUCUCUUGUCGGACUCAAGUAGGCGGACAGAAAUCCUCGAAGUACUCCUCAAGCAUCCUUUUCGGUGUGUAGUAUCCGAGGAGAUGGUUUGUGAGAUGACAAAGACACUUUAUUUUGGCAAGGACAUCAUGUGUCUUAGUCUCCUACUUCCACUUUGCCGAAUCAACAGUAUUUCAGAGGACUUGUUGGUAGCCGCAGCUUGCCAAGAAGUGUUACAGGGCGCUAUGAAGAAUCAUUACCAUCAACACCUAGGAGUGUUGUUGUCGAGAGCGGAUUGUCCUACCGUGCUGGAAGAAAGUUUCUAUAUCAUGGCCAACCAUAGGUCUCUCUAUAAUGUCGUACCCGCGCUGGAAGCCUGUGAAGAUAUUUACAUCACAGAUGCUCUGAUGCAGGCUUGCGCUAAAACCAUGAACGUUGAUGACGUAAAGUAUAUUAUAAGUCAACCUCGAGCAUUCUCACUCUCGGAAAGGGUGCUAUAUUCAGCCGUCGAGAACGAUCGAGGGUGUGGGACUGAAGUGUUCAAGUAUUUAGUCCACAAAACGUCUGGCUUUAAGCCUGAACCGUCUGAAAAUGCGCUCAUUCAAGCACAUUCCCGGCCAUUUACUGCUUACAAUAUGACGAAGAUUCUUGCUGAUCUUUGGAAGCGCCUUCCCGUCACAGAGAAGUCGAUGAUAGCAAUGGUCAAACAGAACCGUGACUUUGACGAUACUUUUCAACUCCUGCGUCAAUACUGCGAAUGCACGGAAGCAAGUCUGACUGACAGCAUUCUUCAUGCUGCUAUCGAGGCGAAUAAUGUAGAUUUUGUGGAAUACUUCGUUCGAGAAGUUCCACAUUUUGAGGUCCAAGAAGACCACCUCAGAACGUCGAUAGCCUCGUGGGGCCAAACAAGCAAUUAUUCAGUCCUGAAGAGGCUUUUGUCACUCCGUCGCAAGUUCCCAAUCUCUAGAUCUUUGAUAGAUGCCGCAAUUACCCAACGCGAUCAGUCGAUUCUUGACCUACUCUUGGCUCAGCCAGAUGUGCUAGAUCCUCCUUUAAUAUCAAGUGAACUUCUCGACGUCUCUUCGAAGCGGCAAGAGGAUGAAGAAGAAACCACUUUUGACACUAUUCUUUCCGCAGCAUCCAGAGAAAUUGUUGGAACUCGGAGAGUUCGCGCCUUGCUCUCGAAAUACCUGGGCCCGCCAAUAGACAGCAACCAUCUUGUUGAAGUUGCAGCAGAGCGCGAUGAUGGGAAGUUUUUGAUUCAAUACGUUCUAUCUUCCUUUCCCGAAACGCUGAUCACUCAACGUGCUUUGCUCGCUGCUGCCCGAAAUACGAAUGCUUUGCCCAGCCUUCUUUCUUUACUUCUAGAACAUUACAAAGAAGAUGUCAAUUCGGAAAUAAUCCAAGCUGCAGCUGGAAAUCAGUACCAUGGUACAUCUCUGGUUGAACUUCUGCUCGCAUGUGCUCCGAGCACUCUGGUCAUGGAGCGAGCUGUGUUCAUUGCUGCGAUGAAGAACAUUUACUGCGGCCGGUCUCUUUACAACCUUUUCCGGCAACGACAGCCAGCAUUUGUCAUCUCUCAAGACCUUGUUGAUGCAGCUUCCGAGAACGAAGUUCUCGGGAAGGUGUUGCUACAGAUGUUUCUCAAGCAUGCACUCGCUUCGAGCUUACUUGGACAGACUGAACUUGUCUUCAAUAAAUUGAAAGAUAUCCCGGACGGUAUCCGAGACUCUCUCUUCAUGGCUGUAUGCUACAAUGAGAACCAAAUCUUAAAUUUUUUGUUAUCGCGCGAUAUUCCGACCUCCACCGUUUCUGGAGAAUUAGGAACUGCACUGAACGUAGCCGUAUACACUGGAAAUACGUACGCCACUAAAAGGCUCUUGGAAAAGGGAAGUGAUCCUGAAUCGCUAAGUCAUCUUUACGGUACCCCACUGCAAACAGCUUGUCAAAAAAGGGACACAGGACUAGCGAGAAUUCUUGUAGAUUACGGCGUGGACGUCGAAAGACAGAUUGAAGGACUAAAUUCCCUACACAGAGCAUCAAAGAGCGGCGCCUUAGACAUUAUUGAAUUUCUCCUCUCUUCUGGUGCUUCGACUUCGACGAAGGAUUAUCAAGGCAUGAGCGCUUUACACCAUGCUGCCGGGUAUAAAGUGUCUAACCUUUGUGUGCGCCGAUUGCUAGAAGCUGGAGGGGCUGUCAAUGACGAAGACUCAUACCAAUGGACUCCUCUUCACUGGGCAGCGAAGUGUGGAGCAGCAGAAACAGUGAAACUACUUCUUGAAGCUGGUGCUUCGAGGACUAAGGAGGACAGAUCUGGCAGAACCCCCUUGCAAAUUGCAAUGUUUUGCGGCAACAUCCACCUAAGAGCAUUAUUGUUCUGCAUUGAGCUGAUCAAUCAGAAUCAACAGCCAACAAACGAAUUACCCACAGCUUGUUGUGAUGGCUGCGACUUGACUUUACGAGAAAGAAUGGCGAAUGGUAUUGAGAGAAUGGGCAGAAUGAUGUUGGCAGAUCAAAUUGAAUAA